Molecule: messenger RNA, 6758 nt
Organism: Thalassophryne amazonica
Lineage: Eukaryota; Metazoa; Chordata; Actinopteri; Batrachoidiformes; Batrachoididae
Gene: phrf1
Product: PHD and ring finger domains 1
Exons: 19
Coding region: 102-5675 (1857 amino acids)
Source: RefSeq, a predicted model, not a curated record
CUCAACAGUAGAUCAUCUGUCUCCACCUCACCUGAAAUGAUUAUGGGACUCUGAUUUUUGUGAACUCAACCGCAUAUUGCAGAGGGUGCACAAGGACAGUUAUGGAUGACGAUGACAGCCAAGAUGAACAGAUCAACCGCAGUACAUCCCGCAUCAAAGGAAACAGGGCUGCAUUCUGGGCCAUCUCAGAUGACUCUGACAAUGAGGAGGAGUCUGAAGAGGCAGAGUCUGACAGUGAUGAAGAAGACGAGGAGGAUCACCUUGAUGGAGAGGAGAAUGACAAUGAAGAUGGUGAUGAAGAGGAGGAAGAAUGUAAGGCAGAGAAUGGAGGAUCUUCAGCAGAAUUUGUAGAGAUGAGCUCAGAUGAGGACAGUGAGAAGUGUCCCAUUUGUCUUAACUCGUUCAGAAGCCAGCUUGUGGCAACACCAGAGACCUGUGAGCACUAUUUCUGUCUUGACUGCAUCCUUGAAUGGGCCAAGAAUGCAAACUCUUGUCCUGUUGACCGCAUCACCUUCAGCAACAUAUAUCUAAGGAAAUGUUUUGGGGGCAAAGUGCAGAAAAUGAUCACAGUUCAAAAGCCUGUGACAGAAGCUGAAGAGGAAGUUGUUGACCUGGAGCUUGACCAAACCAAUUGUGAGGUGUGUGGUGCCAGUGACCGUGAAGACCGCCUUUUGCUCUGUGAUGGAUGUGAUUCUGGGUAUCACAUGGAAUGUCUCACACCGCCUCUGGAUGCUGUGCCUGUUGAGGAAUGGUUCUGCCCUGAUUGUGAAGCCAACAACCGUCAUUCAAGGAGUCCUGCUGGCGAAGUGAGCGAGACAGAAAGUGUUGCCCGUCCUGAACAACGUGCCACGAGUCACUCCCAGUCCCAUGCUGCCAGGUCUAGACGAGCAAUCGCUCGCACACAGCAGAGCGAAAGGGUUCGCGCUAAUGUCAACCGGCACCGCAUCACACAGGCACGCUCCUCACAGUAUGCGCCCACAUAUCUGAUGAGGUCCACUUGGCUGGAUGAGACGAUUAAUGCUGUGGUGGCUGGGCUGAACACGGCCGUGUAUGUAAGGGACCUCACGCCCCGUGUUACAACUAGACGCCGCAGAGCCGGAAAGCACAGAAAGCUCAAAAGCAAGAAGACAUCCAUUGGUAAGGGUAGAAAAAGUAGAGCUGCAAGCACAGGAGUCAAGAGGCAGAAACGGAAAGCAAGAAAGUCCAAAUCCAGAAAAAAGCUGGUGGUGAAAAAGUCAGCCACUCCUCGAAGCCGCAUUGCAAGUAGUCUUGGAAUUGUAAAGUCCAACACUGGUUCUUCUCUUCCCACAGUAUACCGGCCCUCAGAGCACACACUAAGCAGCAUGCGUGCCGACAUAGGUGCAGCAUCUCUGUCUGUCUAUGGAGAUCCAUUUGACCUGGAUCCUUUUGUGGAACGUGAGGAGGAGCAGCAGGAUCAUGUUUCGUCACUUUUGGAGGCUAAGAGAAGAGGCAUCUCUCAUUCUGCUCUUCGCUCGCAUCAGCCUGUGGCUCGACCAGUCACUGCUAGCCUUUCCAGGGGUUUGGAUGUCCCGCCUUCAGGGACUGUUGUGGAGGCAGCUCCUGUGCCAGACCUGCUGGGCAGCAUUUUAUCAGGACAGAGCAUGCUGUUGAUGGACAGCUCAGAUGUAAUCAUUAACAGAGAUGGCUCUCUUAAAGCUACAAAACCAAUGAGUUUGUCACCCUCAUUGAAUCCAGUUUGCGGAAAAAGCAGUAACACUCAGAUCAGCCCACAGACAUCAAGCAGCCUUGAAGGUUUUACUGUAUCUUUGAGCAAUCACAGAGACAUACCAGGAUCUUCCUAUAGACCUUUAAAUGAGCCUGUCUCCCAGAACUCCCUUCAGUUUCCCCUUUCAGCACCGUCUUUGCCCAACCACACAGUUAUUCCUAGUUUUGACAUGCAACCCUGGCCUCAUCUGAAUGACCAGCCCCCUGGUCCAAACAGACUCAAUCCCUCUUUUGGACACCAGGGAACUAUUGGGGUCGGUGCCCUUAAUAAGUAUCCCAGGGAAGCCACUUCGUCUGUCCACCCUACUCCAGAACAUUGCUCCAGGAACAAGGGCACAUCAGAGCCCCCACCUAAAAAAGCACCUCCAAAGCCCAUGUGGGUAGAUGUGUCAAUACUACCUAGGAUACCAAAAAUUAAAAGGGAAAGCAGUAGUGUGACAAAAGGUGGAACUCAUGAAACUAACUCUAGUGGUAGUAAUAGAAUUAGUAACGGAAGCAGUAGCAAUGACACUAGCAGUACUAAUGGAAGCGGAAUGCUUCAGACUGGGAUGAACAGCCUUUCUGGCGGUAAGGGCAAGCAGCAGAGUGUAGACCAGCAACAGGGAAGAGGAGGUGGUCAAACCCAGAGGCACAGGUCUGAUGGAGCAGGCUCAUCAUCUGCAUUCUCAAACUCAUUUACUACUUCCUCCUCCAUUUCCAGCCAGCCACGGUUUUCCUCAUUAUCUUCAUCAUCUUCAUCAUCAGUAAGCUUUCGCAUAAACUCCUGUGGGAACUCCUGGCAUUCAAGGCGACUAAGUAUUCCAUCUGCCACUGUUCCUGGAGGAAGUAUGCAGUUAAGCUGCAGCAAAAAGGAAGAUGAAGCAAGAAAACGACAGCUGCACAGGGAUAAACAGAUGUUGCUGGCAUCACGUACGAUUGCCAGUAAGCAACAGGAUAGGCAUAAUGUGUAUGAUCCCUUUAAUCCCACUGUUUCAGACUCUAGCAGCUCAGAUAGUGAAGCUGAGAACAAAAACUGGGAUCGGCCCUCCCAACAUGCAACACCUGAAGCGGAUACUUGUAGUCUAGAAAAUGAGGAUGAUUUCAGGCACAUCAAACAGGAACUGUGUCCCCUUGAACCUGAAAUACAGGAGAGUAGCGUUUUGCAAAAAAUGCUAGGUAGACCAUUUACCCCAGAAGCAGAAGAACUCGAAUGCUCGGAUGAAUCUGUUGAAGAUGAAAAAGAAACUAUUCCAGUGGAUGCUUUGGAUGAAUCUGUUGAAGAUGAAAAAGAAACUAUUCCAGUGGAUGCUUUGGAUGAAUCUGUUGAAGAUGAAAAAGAAACUAUUCCAGUGGAUGCUAAAGUUGAUACUCAAACAUCACUACUUGUCUCCAAAUGCAAGGAAGAGCCUGGGGAAAUGUAUACAGGAGAAACUGAAAGAUGUUGCCACAAUGUGCAAAAUUUUUUAAAUUCAGAGAUGGAAUCUCCAUUCCCUAUUCAUCCCAGCCCAAUUCUUUUAAAGAAUGAGAAAGUGAGUUUAGAAGAGGAGGUUGUGCAGAAUGUUGAACGUCUCAACAGUGCUUCCCCAAAAAUUCAAAAUGAUUCAACAUCACUCAAUUCAACAGUAUCUAGUUCAGCAGCAUGUAGUUCUGCUUCCACUAAGAAGAAAGAAAAGGCAAAAAUCAAAUCAGAUUCUAAAUUCUGUUCCAGGUCCCCGUCAAGGGACUUGAGCUGUAAGAAGGAAGAUGGCAAAAAAUGUCUCUUAUCAAAAGAACAUUGCUCUGGCAGUUCAGAGACAGACAGAGGCAAGAGUGGAAGCCUCCAUACUUUAGGCCAGGAUGGCAGGCGAAGAGGUCAGGAUAGAGACAGAGAGAGGAGUUCCCGGCGGUCAAGAUCCAGAGAAAGGAGGACAAGGAAGAGGAAGGAGGAACGCUCCUCCUGUGACAGUUCCCGGUCCAGUUCAUGGGAUAGAACUCGCAGAAAGAGGCAACAGUCUCGGUCACGAUCCAAAGAAAGGAAGCGAUCCAGGUCUGCUUCCAGUUCUAGCAGCAGAGAGCGUACAAGGAGGAAGAAGCAUAGACGAAGGAGCAUGGAGAGGAAUGAGAGAGAUCGUGAGAGGGGUCGUUUGUCAAAGGACAAGAGACGUCAUUGGUCUCGCUCAAAGUCACGGUCUAAAUCACGAUCCAGAUCUAGAUCAAGGGAAAGGAGAAAAGAUCAUGCACAUAAGCACCACUCAUCCUCCUCUUCAAGGGAUAAAAUGGAGUCUCGAUCAAAAGACAAAAGGAGAUACAGGUCGAGGUCUAGGUCGAGAGAAAGAAGGAAAGAAGGGUCCUCCAAGAGGUCACAGAAUAUUUCACAAUCCCGAAUUUCAUUCUCUAAAGGUACACAGGGCAUAAAAGAGAAACAUAGAGAGAACAACAGCAAUCAAAUGUCUGUCGAAGAAAAAGUUGCAAGACUCAAAAAACAGAUAAUGCCCACCUGUACCUCUAUUUCUAAAGUUAAAGUAGAGGAUAAAGACACCACUGCAAAUGUGGAGGCUGCAACAGCAAAAAGAGUUAAAGAGCAAAAGUUUGACAAAAUUAAAGAAAAACAACCAUCUUUUGAUAUGUUUGAAGAUUACUCAAGUAUCAGGUCAAUCAAGAAAGAAGAACUUGACACCCCCUCUUUCACUGUGGUCAGAAGGUUAAGUAAGGAAGAAAGUGAAAAAGACCAUUCUGAUGCCAUCAAAAUGGAAGCUGUCGAAAUAGAUGCUGUCAAAGGAGAGGCCGCAGAAAGCUGGGCCAUCAAAACAGAAGCCGUCGAAAAUCAGGCUGCUGAUAUGGAGGCCAUCAAAAAUCGGGCUGCAGAUACGGAAGCUGUGGAGACCCCGCCUGUCAAAACGGAGGCUGCCGAGACCCCGCCUGUCAAAACGGAGGUUGUUGAAUCUAAGUUGGCUAUUGAAAAUGAGGCCAUCAAACCUGAGGCUAUUGAUGUUACCAUAACUGAAUCAGAGCAGAGUUGCCCAGAAUUGUACAGCUUAACCCCUAGUGACACCUCAUUUUCUACAGUCUCCAUAUUGCACUCUCCCUCAAUAGAGCAGCCUGUCACAGCAGGUUGUCUCCAGGAAUCUAGCUGCCAGUCGUGUCCAGCAUCACUCACAUCCUUAGAACCAUCAAAUACUGCUACAUUUGAUAUAUCCAUGAAAGGGGAAAGUCACCAACCCCCAGACUCGGAUGAUGAUUUCAAUGUUGACCUGAUGCUAGACAACCUGGACUUUGGAAAGUCUGGGAGUGCUGAGAGAAGUAGUACAUCUCCCCAACAGGAGAAGGAAAGAGAGGAGGGCAAGAAUAAGGGGCAGCAGGAAAUGGUCACAAUGGGGACCAAAUCAAAGACGCCAGUCAAGAGAGUUACCUGGAAUAUACAGGAGCCAGAGGGGCCUCAGCCCGAGAAGUCUGUGAGCAAGCUUGCUCUUUAUAAGCUGAAGUUGAAGCAGGAAGGAGCACGCAAAUCAUCCUUUACAACCCAGACAUCCAUUCAGGAUGUGACUGAAACAGGGUCCAUGAGUGACACUUACAAAAUGGGCGGUGUUGAUCCACAGAGUGCGUCUGAUGGUGUACAUCGUGAGGCAGUUUCCACCACGGGGCAAGCAGAAGCAGAAGGAGGGAAUUCCUCUCAGAAAGACAAGUAUUUGAAGAAGCUGCACAUGCAAGAGAGAGCCGUGGAGGAAGUGAAGUUAGCGAUCAAGCCUUUCUACCAGAAGAGGGACAUCAACAAGGACGAAUACAAAGAGAUUCUGCGUAAAGCUGUGCAGAAGGUGUGUCACAGCAAGAGUGGAGAGAUCAACCCAGUGAAGGUGGGAAAUCUGGUCAAGGCAUAUGUGGACAAAUACAGGCAUGCUCGGAAACACAAGAAAGACUACAUAGAGAAGGUGCAGGAGCAAACUGGAGCCAUGAAGUCCAGCGAUAGCCCGUGAGGAGGCAUAAAAUAUACCCGCCAAAACCCUCAGUCACAUUCACCUGAUUCAGUUUCCCCCAAAUGUUGGAUUUGAGAUGGACCAUUUUGAGGAAGAUACUUUUUGUUGAUCACUUCUUUCACUUUUAAGGACUGGACUUCUGUCAGAAUAACAGUCAAGCAGUUUAUUUGAACAUCUGGUGGUUUUGCUUUAAUAAAAAGGCAUUUCCCAUUUAUUAAGUGAUGUAGAUUUCACAGACAAAUCUGUUAUCUUGAUGGAGACACAACAGGAGACGGCGUGGACAUGAAGAUUUGUGAGGUUUCGUGGGAGGGAAGAGGGUAUUUAUCAGUGGCAAUGCUAAUUGUUCUCAGUGCGGUAAUAAAAAUAUUCAUAUUUAACAUUUUUGUCACAAAGACACUUAUGCAAAUUUUGUACAAAUUUAUCAGUAGUGUAAUUAAAUAAUUUUAGAUUUGUCUGUAAAUAAUAUAGAUUUGAUAUAUUAACAUGUAUGUUCCUUUCAUUUUUUUUUUCUUAUUUUGCAAAUGUUAAAUGGUUCUUCCUGGUAAUUUUGAUUUGGCUUGUUUUAUCUUCCACAAUUCUGAUGUGUGUGUUCAUCGAGCUUUGUAGUCCUGACAGUCCAGCUAAAGUGUUAGCUUGGUGGUUUAAAAUGAUAUAACAGGAACUUCUCCUUAGUAAUAAACGGAACCUUUAUUUUCUUUAAUUUUCUUUAUUUUUAAAUCAAAUCAAGAGUUUAGUUUUUGCAUUGAACAAUUAAAAAUAAAAACAAUUUUCUGAAGUAUUUAAUUUUGAGGUUUUACAUUUGCAAUGUACCUUCCAACAUUUGGCCACAUUAACACUGAAGUAAUUGGCUUGUGACAUAGCUUUUAUGCUCCGUAAUUCAUAUCAAGCCUACAGUUCAGCUUCCUUAGAAUAUUUCCUUCCUCAGUUUUGUGAUGUAGGAAUGUUGGCAAUAUAUUUUUCCCCCCAUUCCCCAGAACAUGUUUCUAGAAGCAUGCUUGUUAGCCCUAAUAAUCAUGACUCAUUGGUGUAACAACAGUGGAUGGAAAACUCUUUGUUUUGCUUGGAUUAAAGGCUAUGUGUGGU